Messenger RNA from Chaetura pelagica (chimney swift), 939 nucleotides. Its product is annotated as olfactory receptor 6-like. Gene Ontology annotation, molecular function: G protein-coupled receptor activity; olfactory receptor activity. Gene Ontology annotation, biological process: G protein-coupled receptor signaling pathway. Lineage: Eukaryota; Metazoa; Chordata; Aves; Apodiformes; Apodidae. Gene Ontology annotation, cellular component: membrane. Bases 1 to 939 code for a protein of 312 amino acids. The transcript has a single exon. The record is from RefSeq and is a predicted model, not a curated record.
AUGACUUCAGAUAACCGGACCCAUGUAGUUGAAUUCAUUCUGGUUGGUUUUCCAGGUAAACAGGAAAUCAAGCUUCUGGUCCUUUUGAUGUUCUUCCUGGCUUAUGUGCUGACAGUGACAGAAAAUGCAAUGAUUGUUGUGCUUGUUUGGACAAAUCUUCAGCUUCAGAAGCCAAUGUAUGUUUUCCUGGGCAAUCUUUCCUUUCUGGAGAUCGGGUACAUCUCUGUCACAGUUCCUAAAGUGCUUGUGAGCUUGCUGACAAACAGACAAGGCAUUUCCUUCACUGGCUGCAUGGCCCAGCUAUUCUUCUUCCUGGCACUGGCCUGUAGUGAGUGCACUCUCUUGGCUGUCAUGGCCUAUGAUCGCUAUGUGGCCAUCUGCAACCCAUUGCGUUACCCAGUCAUCAUGGAUCACACUCUUUGCACCCGUCUGGCCGUUGGUUCCUGGAUCAGUGGCUUCCUGAUUUCCACAGUGAAGGUUUAUUUCAUUUCACAUCAGGAAUACUGUGGGCCCAACAUCAUCAACCACUUCUUUUGUGAUGUCUCUGCCUUACUGAAGCUAGCCUGUACCAACACCUCAGUAGCUGAGCUUAUAGAUUUCUUACUGGCCCUGCUAAUCCUUCUUGUACCACUGGUUGUGAUUAUGGUCUCCUAUGUGUGCAUCAUCUCUUCUGUCUUGGGCAUCCCCUCAGCCAAUGGAUGUCACAAGGCCUUCUCUACCUGUGCCUCCCAUCUUUUAGUGGUCAUGGUGUUCUAUACAGCCUCCCUGUUUAUCUAUGCCAGGCCCCAGUCUAUUGAUUCCUUCAGCUCCUACAAACUGGUUUCUGUGCUGUACACUGUCCUGACACCCCUCAUCAACCCAGUUAUCUAUUGCUUUAGGAACCAGGAAUUCAAAAUUGCUCUUAGGAAAACAAUACACUGGAGAGAUAAUUGCUCCUAG